CAUGGCUGGGCGCCGAGGAACUGUCUGAUGUUUCCCAGGCUGCACUGAUGCUGCUCUGCCAGAAGAGAGAUGGGGAAAAGAUACUUCUGUGACUACUGUGACAGGUCCUUUCAGGACAACCUUCACAACAGGAAGAAACACCUCAAUGGAGUGCAGCAUCUCAGGGCUAAGAGAGUCUGGUACGACUCAUUCCGAGAUGCUGCCGCUAUCCUGCAAGAGGAGCAAACCAAGAAACCGUGUCGGAAGUUUCUGCAAACAGGACAGUGUGAUUUUGGGUCCAACUGCAGAUUUUCCCACAUGACAGAGCAGGACCUAGAGAAGCUGAGUGCCCAGGUUCAAGGGGAGCAAAGGUUGAAGGAGCUGCGGCAGGAGGGAGCAGAUGUCCCGCCUGGCACCAUUGAGGACUGGCUGGAGAAGAGAGCAAAGAGACUGAGCGCGGCUCAGAGUAACAGUGCUCUGCCUGAGAAACCAGCGCCUUUCCAGUACCCGCCGGGCUGGCCACCAGUGCAGGAUCUGCCCCCGUCCCUGCAGGCCCCCCCACCUGGGGGGUGGCCAGUCCCCCCCAACCUGCAGUGGGGCUGAGGCACAGGGACCCCCGCAGAGGUUGUGCUGGAGAUGGACUGCUUCCUCACCUGCUCUAAGAAAGGGACAGAAUUAUUUAUAUACACUUUUAUAUCAAUAAAAGCCUU
This is a messenger RNA of Nipponia nippon (crested ibis), 689 nucleotides long. It is a transcript of the gene ZMAT5, whose product is annotated as zinc finger matrin-type 5. The record is from RefSeq and is a predicted model, not a curated record. Gene Ontology annotation, molecular function: zinc ion binding. Gene Ontology annotation, cellular component: U12-type spliceosomal complex. NCBI's taxonomy places the organism in Eukaryota, Metazoa, Chordata, Aves, Pelecaniformes, Threskiornithidae.